Messenger RNA from Mauremys mutica (yellowpond turtle), 3428 nucleotides. RefSeq names its product erythropoietin receptor-like. The record is from RefSeq and is a predicted model, not a curated record. Bases 208 to 1698 code for a protein of 496 amino acids. Gene Ontology annotation, cellular component: membrane; external side of plasma membrane. The transcript has 9 exons. Gene Ontology annotation, molecular function: cytokine receptor activity; protein binding. Lineage: Eukaryota; Metazoa; Chordata; Testudines; Geoemydidae. Gene Ontology annotation, biological process: hemopoiesis; positive regulation of cell population proliferation; cytokine-mediated signaling pathway.
ACCAGCCCCUGGGUCCACCCUAGCCAGCCCCAGGGGCCUGCUCUGGGCCAAGAGCAGAUUUAACCCUUUCGCAUCCGCUGGGGAGCAAGGCUACGUCCGGAGGGAAACUGAGGCACAUCCCGCCCGCCCCGAGCGCAGCCACAACCUGCAGCCAGGGAGCCCUGCCAGGCCAGACGCUGAGCGCUCCGGUUGUCCCUUCCCCGGGCCAUGGAGCCUCAUCGGAGCCACAUCGCUGCCCUCUGCACCGUGCUGCUCUGGGCCGCCUGCACCACGCAGGAGGGAGCCGGCCCCGGCAACGACUUCAACAUCCAAGCUGCCCUGCUCCUGGGUGAGGAGCCCCAGGACCCCAAAUGUUUCACGCGCUGCCUGGAGGACCUGACCUGCUUCUGGGAGAGCAGCAGCCCCCCGAGCGCCACCGAAUACGGCUUCUUCUACGUCGUGGAGGGGGACGCCCCACAGCGCUGCAACGUGAGCGUGGCCCGGACGCCCUGGAACAGCACCCGCUUCAGCUGCGUCUUCCCCCCCCAGGACACCCCGUCCUUCACCCUCCUGCACGUCAGCGCCUUUGCCGGCAACAGCAGCAACAUCAUCCACGCCCGCAACAUCAUGAUCAACCAAGUGGUUCUCCUGGACCCGCCAUCCAACCUGACGGCGCGCGCGCCCGAGAGCCCGGGGCAGCUGGCGGUGAGCUGGCAGCCGCCCGGCCUGCGCUACCUGGAGAGCAGCCUGCGCUACGAGGUGGCCUUCGCCCCCGAGGGCGCCGAGCGCCAGACGGUCGACAUCCCCGACGGCCGCACCGAGUGCCUCAUCCUCAACCUGCGGGGCCGGACCCGCUACACCCUGGCCGUGCGCGUCCGGCCCGACGGCGUCAGCUACAGCGGCUACUGGAGCGCCUGGUCGGCGCCGGUCACCGUGGUGACGCCCCACGAUCUGGACCCCCUGAUCCUGUCGCUGUCGCUCAUCCUGGUGCUCAUCGUGGUGCUCCUGGCCCUCUUUGCCCUUCUCACCCACCGCAGGUUUUUGAAGAAGAAGCUGUGGCCGGUGAUUCCCAGCCCGGAGCACAAAUUCGAGGGGCUUUUCACCCUCUACAAGGGAAACUUCCAGCUCUGGCUGGGACACAGGAACGCCUACCUGUGGUGGAGCGCGAACCCUGGCUACUUGGAGGAGCCGCCCACCACGCUGGAGGUGCUGUCUGAGGGCCGCGAAUCCAAGGCGGAGGGACCGGUGCCCCUUCUGCCCCCUAAAGCCCAGGGCUUGGUCCCGCCCACCCGCCCUGAGCCGCCCGUGGAGCCCCAGGAUGACUACCUGGUGCUGGAUGAACAGCUGAUGCCAUGCAGCCUGGGUGAGGCCUCUCUGCUCCUGCCAGAUGCCCAAAGCAGUGCGGGCUCUGAAAGCCCCCCUGCCAUGGGGCAGGAGCUGGGCCCCCCGGGGGCUACACCGGAGCCUGUCCCGGAGGAGCGGGUCUCGUCCUCCUCCAGCUUCGAGUACACCGUCUUCGACCCCAGUUCGGAGCUGCUGGCCCCCUGUGGGCACCAGCGCCCGCUCAAAUACAGCUACCUGCUGGUGUCCGACUCAGGGAUCUCCGCUGACUACAGCCCCCUGGGCACCAGCACCCACCGGCCCAACCUCUACACCAACCUGUGCCAGGAUGGGUGCCAGGCCCAGCCCUUCCCAGCCAGCUAUGUGGUGUGCUCAUAGUGCCAGCGGAUGGGCAGGGGACUCCGGGCCUGGAGAACAGAGGUGGAACCCCACGUCUGCUGGACGUGGCGGAAACUCCUUCCUGGCAGGACGUAGCGGGGACCCCGUCCCAGCAGGACGUAGCGGGGACCCCGACCAAACAGGCUGUUGAGGGGACCUGGGAUGAUGUAAAGGAGACCCCCAUCCCAGCAGGACGUUGAGGGGACCCCAUCCUGGCAUGAUGUAAAGGACACCCCGUCCCAGCAGGAUGCAGAGGGGCCCCAUGCCUGGAGGACGUUGAGGGGACCCCGUCCCAGCAGGACACAGAGGGGCCCCGUGCCUGGAGGACGUUGAGGGGACCCCGUCCCAGCAGGACACAGAGGGGCCCCGUGCCUGGAGGAUGUUGAGGGGACCCCGUCCUGGCAUGAUGUAUAGGACACCCCAUCUCACCAGAACAUAGCAGGGACCCUGUCCCAGCAGGGUGUUGAGGGGACCCGGGAUGAUAUAAAGGAGACCCCCAUCCCAGCAGGACGUUGAGGGGACCCCGUCCCAGCAGGACGCAAAGGGGACCCCGUCCCAGCAGGACGCAGAGGGGACCUGGGAUGAUAUAAAGGAGACCCCCAUCCCAGCAGGACUCAGAGGGGCCCCAUGCCUGGAAGACGUUGAGGGGACCCCAUCCUGGCAUGAUGUAUUGUAAAGGACACCCCGUCCCAGCAGGACGCAGAGGGGACCCCGUCCCAGCAGGACGCACAGGGGCCCCGGUGCCUGGAGGACGGACAUAUGACCCCAGCGCCAGCUCCCCCUUGCCUGGGCCUUGCAAGGCUGUGGGGAAGCCAGUGGAGGUGGAUUCCACACGACCCCAGCUCAGGCUCAGACUGGGCUCUUGCGGGGACGGAAACUCCCACCUGGCCGGAUGGGCCAUGGGCAACGCGGCCGGUGCCGGCUGUUACAUCCGCGGAGCAGGUGGUCAGGGACCAACCUGCCAGCAGGGGGCGCGACCACCAAUCCCCCCCCCCCCCGAGCUGGCUUGGAUUCGAAACACGAGCUGGGUGGAAGCUGCAGCCCCCUGUGCCACCAAGGGGAGCCCACCCACUCUGCCCCCCCGCCCAAGCCUGGCUCAGCUGCAAGGGAUGCUGGGAGUCCUGCAAUCCUGCUUCCUGCCCCUUUUCUUUUUGUACUUGUGUGUACGGGGGGCAGGGGAGGGGAGCUCAAAAAGCCCCGUUACCCCUGUAAAUCUGUUACUGCUGUGACCAAUUUAUUAGUCAGGCAGCAGGGGCCAGAGGUGGGAGUGGGGGGGCCGGGUCUCAGGGCUCUUGGGUUCUAGCCCCAGCUGUGGGAGAAGAGUCUGGCCUAGUGGUUAGAGUUAGGGGAGCUGGGAGUCAGGACUGCUGGGUUCUAUCCCAGCUGUGCCACCGACUUGCUUUGUGACCCUGGGCAUUUCCCCCCAAACCCUUCUGCACCUCAGUUUCCCCACUUGUAAAACAGGGCUGACAAUACUGACCGACCCGGGCUGUCAUUUGGAUUUUCCCUUUAAGUAUUUAACUCCAUGGGGUUGUCCCUGCCCUGGGGCGCUCUCGGAUGGACUGAGUCGCCCUGGCACCACCAGCAACCCAUCUGGCAGCACUGAAACGCCUGGGGGUCGAGGGCCGUCUCCUACCUGCCCGGCAGCGGUGGGCCCCAGCUUAGGCCAGGGGCUUGUUAAAGGGGAGCAGGGGUGGGAGGGCCAGUGGGGGUUGAGAAUCCCCCAGAAC